AUGUUGUUCAUCCAGAAGGAUGAGAUGAUUGACAUCAUUAGUGUAACCAAAGGUAAAGGUUAUGAAGGUGUAGUAACUCGUUGGGGUGUAACAGGUCUUCCUCGCAAAACUCAUAGGGGUCUACAUAAGUGUACUUGUAUCAAUGCCUGGCAGCCUGCUAGGGUUUCAUUCGCAGUGGCUUGUGCUUGUCAAAGUGGAAACAUUUUGGAAAUGGAUUUUGAGCCAUUUACUACUAUAACUCCUCCGAAGUCUCUUUCUCACUCCAUUGGUAAUGGUUUGGAGUUUCUUACUCGCCACAUAAUUGCUUCGACAAUGUUCUAUGACAAGGAGAUUACCAAGUGCCUCGUUGACUUUCUCAGACACCAUAAAUACAAAGGAAAGAAGGAAUCCAAACUUGUCCUGAAAAAAGCAGAGGAAUAUCUGUGCACCCUGAAUCCAGAAACUCCGUACUCCAAUUUUGAAUCCAAGGUUGAAAAGAUUGGCUUGUUAAGAGUGUAG
Messenger RNA from Solanum stenotomum, 498 nucleotides. Its product is annotated as sucrose synthase-like. Gene Ontology annotation, molecular function: sucrose synthase activity; RNA binding; structural constituent of ribosome. Gene Ontology annotation, biological process: translation; sucrose metabolic process; ribosomal large subunit assembly. The transcript has 3 exons. Gene Ontology annotation, cellular component: ribosome; cytosolic large ribosomal subunit. The record is from RefSeq and is a predicted model, not a curated record. The coding region runs from base 1 to 498 and encodes 165 amino acids. Lineage: Eukaryota; Viridiplantae; Streptophyta; Magnoliopsida; Solanales; Solanaceae.